UCCGCUCGAGCGCUCUGACUGCUGCUGUCUCGCGGCGUUUGGAGAUCUUUCAUGCGCGCUGUAUGGAUGCUGAAUCUCUGGCGCUGCUGUAAACGCGACACGGAAUCAACAUGUCCAAUCCUCCGCACGACCCGUUCUACUCGUCCCCUUUCGGACCCUUCUACCGGAGACAUUCACCGUACAUGGUGCAACCAGAGUACAGAAUCUAUGAGAUGAACAAACGUCUCCAGUCCCGGACAGAGGAGAGUGAUAGUCUGUGGUGGGACGCAUUUGCUACAGAGUUCUUUGAAGAGGACGCUACAUUGACCCUCUCCUUCUGCCUGGAAGAUGGACCAAAAAGAUACACAAUCGGACGGACCCUCAUCCCUCGUUACUUCAGCACGGUAUUUGAGGGAGGUGUGUCAGACCUCUACUACAUCCUGAAACACUCCAAAGAGUCCUUCCACAACUCCUGCAUCACUGUGGACUGCGAUCAGUGCACCAUGGUCACACAGCACGGCAAGCCUAUGUUCACCAAGGUUUGUACGGAGGGCAGAUUGAUUCUGGAGUUUGCCUUUGAUGACCUGAUGAGGAUCAAGACGUGGCACUUCAACAUCAGACAGUAUCGAGAACUGAUCCCACGAAGCAUUCUCGCCAUGCACGCACAAGACCCUCAAGUCCUGGAGCAGCUCUCAAAGAACAUCACCCGCAUGGGACUGACCAACUUCACCCUCAACUACCUCAGGUUGUGUGUCAUACUGGAGCCAAUGCAAGAGUUAAUGUCUCGACACAAGACCUACAACCUCAGCCCGAGAGACUGUCUAAAGACCUGUCUGUUCCAGAAGUGGCAAAGAAUGGUGGCCCCUCCAGCUGGACAUCCACAGAACUUCAAAACGGAAAUUUUCCCCACAAAUCAUAAAAAAGAGCCCACUCGACAGACCACAACCAAGAGAAGAAAGAGAAAGAACUCGGCCGGCAGUGCGUCUAACAGUAGCCUAGGCAACAACGCUGGCAGCAAGAAACGCAGCCCUGCCAACAACUUCAGUCUGACCAGCCAGGUACCUGAUGUGAUGGUGGUAGGAGAGCCCACCCUGAUGGGUGGGGAGUUUGGCGAUGAGGAUGAGCGUCUGAUCACACGGCUGGAAAACACGCAAUACGAUGCCACCAACGGCCUCGACGAUGAUGACGACUUCACAAACUCUCCGGCGCUCGGCAAUAACAGCCCCUGGAACAGCAAGCCACCCACAGGGCAGGACAGCAAGCCCGAGAGUACAGCUUCUCAGCCCUCGCAGUAGGAGACAACACAAGCAGUGCCCCUUUAAACCACCAGGGCGGCACUCUCUCUUUCUCUCUGACCUCACUUUUUACCCUCGAUGAUGUAAAUCCCAUGUCAUGGUGUCAAUGAUGUCAUCCAUUUUCACCAGAAACUGAUGAUUCCACUCCAUGUUUUGGGUGACAUUAAGAAAACUGACCAAACUUUGGCAGCAAUAUUUGCUCAAUGGAUUCUUUUUGAAAUAAUUUAUCUAGGUUAAAAAGCAGCUAAAGAAAUGGGACUCUUUGGUGGACUUGACUUUAGCCAAGCUGAAUUCAUUGAAAGAGCAUUCUGCUUUAACAGGUGAGACCUGAAUUUGGGGCAACUUUAGCCCAAUAAUCAAUGUAAAAACUACCAUCUGUCUUCAGCUUGAUCUCACAUAAAAAUCGGCAAGUGUGUGAUGAUUUUUCUUUAGCCGAAAUCAGUAUACAUUGACCGAAUUUGAAAACACUGCCCCCAAAGGCAGUAAUGGUUUCAGAGCAUAUAAACAAGUGUGACAUCCAUUUAUAUCCAGGAGAGUUCGCCAGAAGCCAGUUUUAAAAUUAAUUGUUUUCAGCUGAACAUGGUGUAAAACAGUGAAGAGAAAUGCUUAUUUUGUUUAAUCUACCCCCAAACCAAAACCCAAAUCUAACCUUAACCAUUAGUAGAGUCAAAAUGCAAUGUUAGGGACAAAAAUGAAACCCCCUAAUCAUGCUUGUGAUUGUUUAUACAAACAUGAUUACUUCCUUGUUUGAAUGGGAAUUGAACUGUGGUCUCCUAUGCAACUGAUGCAACAUGCUACCAGUCAAGCCACAAGGGAAAGUAAUUGUUGUUAAGCCGUUCAAAAUAUGUCCGAUGGAAGAUAGGGCAUGUCAGUGAGUUGACAUACUGUUGCCGAUCCUAGGGUAACGGAAUCGGAAACAGCAUGCCAACUUCCUGUGUGAUCAUGUUGCUGUGUUGCAGUUGAACAUACAUUUCCAUAGUGACUCCAGUUGGUAACCACACUUGGCAUCAACCAAUUGCUGAAGAGAUAAUCAUGUUCAUUGUCCUCUCACUUGGGACUGGAACUGCAAAGGCAUUCACUGAGACCAAUCCCUGAACAUUUGCAUUUUUAUUGGAGAUUCGUUUAGCUAUUGUCUUUUUCCCUCUGCUUUCAAUUAAAGGCGAACUGUCUUUUAUUCCUUCAAUACAACAGACUGUAUUAACAGACAGCUUUUGUCUUUGGCUUGCAAAGAAGAAAUAAAAACAUGGGCAGUUGCCAUUUA
Molecule: messenger RNA, 2535 nt
Organism: Myxocyprinus asiaticus (Chinese sucker)
Lineage: Eukaryota; Metazoa; Chordata; Actinopteri; Cypriniformes; Catostomidae
Product: LIM domain-binding protein 2
Exons: 9
Coding region: 111-1274 (387 amino acids)
Biological process (GO): negative regulation of transcription by RNA polymerase II; nervous system development; positive regulation of transcription by RNA polymerase II
Cellular component (GO): nucleus; transcription regulator complex
Molecular function (GO): LIM domain binding
Source: RefSeq, a predicted model, not a curated record